Molecule: messenger RNA, 379 nt
Organism: Oryzias melastigma (Indian medaka)
Lineage: Eukaryota; Metazoa; Chordata; Actinopteri; Beloniformes; Adrianichthyidae
Gene: ost4
Product: oligosaccharyltransferase complex subunit 4 (non-catalytic)
Exons: 3
Coding region: 138-251 (37 amino acids)
Cellular component (GO): oligosaccharyltransferase complex
Source: RefSeq, a predicted model, not a curated record
AAUAUUUAUACAUCGAAGCUCUUAAAUGUGACGUGGCCUUCCGCUUUAACCGGAAGCAGAAAGGAAUUUGUGUGGAGCUGAGCAGCCGCAUCAUCUCUCGAACUGAAGAGGAAAAAAAGCAUAUAUACGGCAAAAGAAUGGUGACCGACGUGCAACUGGCGAUCUUUGCCAACAUGCUGGGGGUGUCCUUGUUCCUGCUAGUUGUCUUAUACCAUUAUGUUGCUGUAAAUAACCCCAAGAAACAAGACUAACCAUCCAGAAUGACAUGAGAGGAACCCAAGUCGGCGCCUCUGAAAAUGCCAUUCUUCCCAUCCUGACAAAUUCCAACCUUCUGUUUGCACAGCGUUUGUUUAUAAUAAACAUGAGUGAAUUGAUCGUU